AUGUUCCACUCACCACCUUUAGUCAAAGUCACUCGACUUGAACUCACGAGACCCAACAUGACCAAAACCACCAAAUCGACCACGACCACCACGAGAUCACCGCCAACCAUCACGACUAAAACACUUAGGACCCGUACCACCACCUCUAGUAAUGCGUCCACCACAAGCUCCACCAAGUCAUCUCCACCCAACACAAAACGUGCUACCAAACCCAUCACCAUGAAAAAAAUAGCAGAAAGCCCGGGCUCGUCCGCAAACUCCGAACUAAACAGAAUAAACGACCCACUAAAAACCGACAUCUGCCAGUACGUUAACGAGCAACUUAAUAUAAUAAACUGUAAAAUAUUAAAACACGAAUUAGACGCGACCAAAGAAAGGAUUAGGAACCGCAUUGCUAAAGAAGCCGAAAGGAAUCAAAUAAAAAUAAAGUAG
Bemisia tabaci is the source of this 432-nucleotide messenger RNA. The record is from RefSeq and is a predicted model, not a curated record. Lineage: Eukaryota; Metazoa; Arthropoda; Insecta; Hemiptera; Aleyrodidae.